AGGUGGUGGCGAAGCCCUAAAUUGACGCACUUUCUCACCAUUCUCUCUCAAAUUCUGCCGCUCUCUUUCCCAUUGUCGCCUCUCUCUCGCUCUAGCUCUCGCUCUCGCGCUUCCUUUCCCCUGUCUUCGGCCAUCGCUUCCGGUCUCACCCUCCAUAGCUCGCUUCCUGCCUUUAGCGCACAGAUCGCGGCGCGCGCGAUCUGUGCGCCCGGCACUCGCCGUCGUCGGUGACUGCGGCCUCAACGGACGGCGUUCGUCACUCGUCAGAAUUCUGUUUCAUAUCAAUUUGAUUGAGUUGAGAAUGGUGAGAAACUGGGCAGAUCUCUCACAAGAGUUGCUAGAACUAUGCUCGCAAAAUCUUUGUCCCAAGGACUUGUGGGCGUUCCGAGCAGUGUGCCAAUCUUGGCGAUCCGCUCCUCUUAAAGAGAGGAGCAAUGUCCCAUGGAUGAUGCUCGAGGACCAUCAUGAGACGCUGUGGCGCGAGUGUUUUUGCCUCUCAUGUCAGCGGGUUCACAGAGUGCUCAUGCCGGAAGCGAAGGGGAAGACAUGCUUCUCUUCACGGGGUUGGGUGUUCACGCUUGGCAGAGACUGGGAAGUCUACAUGUUGAAGAAUCCAAUGUCGCAUCACAAUUAUAUUAUUAAGCUUCCCAAGUUGAAGUUUCCUGACAUUGAAGACUUGCCUCACUAUGAUAAUUUCAGCGCUAAGUUCGUCCUAUCUGCUAGCCCUACUACAUCUCUAGAUUACAUGGUCAUGGUCAUCUACGGGAGGGGUGGACGGCUUGGUUUUUGGAAACCUGGCGACAAGGAGUGGACGGCAGUGGAUUACCCCAGCCCCACGUGUUGGGAUCUCGUAUUUUACAAGGGGUGUUUUGUUGCUGUCGAUUGUGAGGGUAGCAUAUUGAGGUGUGACGUGAAUGGACCAACUCCGUUCGAAACUCAAGUAAUUUUCAGGAUGCCGCGAAGACUUGUGCAUUGGGAGCACCCAGAUCUAGUUCAACCAACGACGGGACAUCGGCUGCUCAUGUCUGGAGUGUAUUUAGUGCAAUCACCAACCGGAUCUCUAUUGUUUGUGUCACGAUGGGAAGAACGUGAACCUGCUCGAACCUUUCGAUUUCAGGUUUUCGAGAUUGACUUGAAUACUCAAACGUACACAGAAGUUAAGAGCUUGGGGAGCACAUCCCUGUUCUUGGGAUCCAAUUCUUCCUUCUAUUUGGAGGCCAAUGAAGAGCAUCACAUUAAGCCGGAUUGUAUUUACUUUGCUGAUGAUUCAUGGCCCUGGCUGAGUGAAGAGGGAGGAGGCAGGGACAUGGGAAUAUACCACAUCGAAGAUCGUACGACCGAGCUGUAUUUUAUGGCAAUGGCUUAUGACCAUUACUCUUUUCCGCUUUGGAUUGAACCAAGCUUUUAACCAAUAGUUAAAGAGUUUGGCUUUUUAAUUAUUGAUAAGGUGAGUAGAUUGGUGGAAGGCUAUGCUAUAUAUAGUAGGGAAUUAAUUUCAGAAAAAUUUAGAAGUGAAAUUGUACUGAAAAUCAUUUGGGUUGUAUGAUCAAGUUUUUUCCUCGUUUAAUUUC
Molecule: messenger RNA, 1571 nt
Organism: Eucalyptus grandis
Lineage: Eukaryota; Viridiplantae; Streptophyta; Magnoliopsida; Myrtales; Myrtaceae
Product: putative F-box protein At5g55150
Exons: 2
Coding region: 302-1408 (368 amino acids)
Molecular function (GO): protein binding
Source: RefSeq, a predicted model, not a curated record